Molecule: messenger RNA, 3021 nt
Organism: Manihot esculenta (cassava)
Lineage: Eukaryota; Viridiplantae; Streptophyta; Magnoliopsida; Malpighiales; Euphorbiaceae
Product: probable protein phosphatase 2C 52
Exons: 7
Coding region: 1374-2798 (474 amino acids)
Biological process (GO): protein dephosphorylation
Molecular function (GO): protein serine/threonine phosphatase activity
Source: RefSeq, a predicted model, not a curated record
UCUGGCAGCAAGAACGCUUCUUUUUUUUUUUCUGUUUUGUCAUGAUUUAGCUUGUUCUUUUGGCUUAUCUUUUGAUCAUCAAUGUGAUCUUUUCGUGUUUGUGUGUCUUUGUUUGUUUAACCGUUAGUUUAGAGAUUAAACACUUAAUGCAUGAGUUCUUCGUUUAUGUAUAGUUGUUUAAGGAUCUUCACUUCAUAACUUUAAAAAACUUCAUUACUACACUCUGUUUGAUUACUGAGAAAACUGAGGAAACGAAAAGAAAUUACAUGAUUUUAGACUUGGUUUAUUGACUAUUUUGUUUCAUUUCUAAAAAUGAAAACUUUUGCUUUACUUAGUUUCCACACCAAAUGCUUAUGGUAGACUGAUGAUUUCCAUUUUUUUUUAUGGCUCUUCAGAAAUGGAAAUUUGGUAAAGUUCUUUCCUUUCUCAUUCUGUUUUUGGUGCAUUUUCUGGGUUGAUGAAUAUUUUACUAUCUUUGUGCCUUCUUUUUUAAUUAUUUUCUUAAUGAUAAUUACGCAUAAUAGUUUCUUGAUAGCUUGUUUUUUUUUUCUUUUUCUUGUUAGGCCAUCUUUUAUUCUGUUUUGACAAAAUCAUACUUUCCUUUCGUCCUUUUCUGCUUUUUUGUUUCUCCUUUAUCUCUUCUCGUUUUUCUCUCCAGUGGGAAUUCAAAGUUUGUCAAACUCUCUCUCUGUCUCCCCCUCUUUGUAGAGUCUACUUUUAGUCUUUUAGAAUUAUGGAAUGUUUUUACCUUUUUUUUAAUGGGAUGAUCUCUAAAUUUCAAAUUUCUUUACAUGGUUUCUUUCCUAAAGCUUCUGCCAAAUUUUGAAAAUUGAAAAUUGAAAAUUUGAUCAUAGAUGUGUAGUUUGCUCUAGAAUCCAGCAUUCUCUGUGGAAACAAACGGACAUAACUUUUUCCUUGUUCUUUGUUUUAACCUCUUCUUCUGUGUGGUUCUCUUGGUGGAUUCAAGGUAAAGAGGACAGGAUUCAUGUUUCCUGGUGUGCUCUUGAUUUGUUGGCUUCAGUAGUUCUAUAUAUCUCCAACUGGUGUGUUAAUGUGAUUGGACAUGAGAACAGAGGAUUAUGACAACCUUUUUAAGCAUAUUCUAUUCCAAGCUGGUUUCAUUGUCGAUUUACGUAAUCUCCACCAGAUUGUCAUUGACUAAAAUUAAAAAGAUCCCAGUUUUCUAUAUUGAGAGGUUGAGGUGUAAAGUGACCUGUGGUUUCAUGGGUGGGAAUCUUUGGUGUUUGAUAGUCUUUUUCUUGGUUGACCAUUCUAGCAAAAUUUGGAGUUUCAUGUGAGAUCUGUUCUGUCAAAAGGAGGAGUCUUGUUCAUUAAACACACAGUGCAGAUGUCUUCUUUCUGCUGUUGAACAAAUGGGGGCUUGUGUCUCAACUAGUAGCCGAAGUACUUGUAGUAGUAGUAGAAGCAAUGGAGAUGCAGUUCCCCCUCCAUGCUUGGGAAUUGGAUUCUGUGGGCAAAAGAAAACUAAAAGAACAUUCUCUGAUCACAUAGCUGCACUGCAGCAUUUACCCUCUAUACCCAACAGGAUUUUCACCAAUGGAAAGAGCCGAACUUCUUGUAUAUUCACACAGCAGGGUCGCAAGGGCAUAAACCAGGACGCGAUGAUUGUCUGGGAAGAUUUCAUGUCAGAAGAUAUGACAUUCUGUGGUGUGUUUGAUGGCCAUGGUCCACAUGGCCAUCUUGUUGCCCGCAAGGUGAGGGAUGCCCUGCCAAUAAAGUUACUGUCAUUCUUGCACUCUAAUCAAUCAAAGCAAAAUGGGUCAGGUCAAACCUGUUUUAAAGGGAACUCAAAGAAAUCAGAUGUUCUAGACUCUGAGAAAGAUGGACCCACAGAAGAUAAACUGAAUUCUGCAUGGAGAGAAGCAUUCCUCAAGUCCUACAAGGCCAUGGACAAAGAGCUGAGAUCCCAUCCUAAUUUGGACUGCUUCUGCAGUGGUAGCACUGCUGUCACUAUAGUAAAACAGGGCUCCAAUCUUUUCAUGGGAUAUAUUGGAGAUUCUCGUGCAAUAAUGGGAUCCAAGGAUAACAAUGAUUCUAUGGUUGCAAUCCAGUUGACUGUUGAUCUGAAACCUGAUUUGCCAAGGGAAGCAGAAAGGAUUAAGAGGUGUAAAGGUAGGGUCUUUGCAUUGCAAGAUGAACCUGAAGUACCAAGAGUUUGGUUGCCAUUUGAUGAUGCCCCUGGCCUAGCAAUGGCACGGGCAUUUGGGGAUUUCUGUUUAAAGGAAUAUGGGGUGAUCUCCAUACCUGAAUUUUCUCACCGCCUACUUACAGAGAAAGAUCAAUUCAUUGUUCUUGCAUCAGAUGGGGUUUGGGAUGUUUUGAGCAAUGAAGAGGUGGUUGAGAUCGUAUCGUCAGCCCCGACGAGGUCAUCAGCUGCGAGAAUCUUGGUGGACUCAGCUGCUCGUGAAUGGAAGCUCAAAUACCCAACUUCAAAAAUGGAUGAUUGUGCAGUAGUUUGUUUAUUUUUGGAUGGGAAAAUGGAUUCAGAAUCUGAUUAUGAGGAACAGUGCUUUUCUUCUGCAACGCUCCAAAGCAACCAUUCUGGUAAUGCAAUUGAAUCAGAUGAUGGCCAGAAAUCUGAGCCAUGUUUGCAAAGGAACUUUACUGUGAGAUCAUCAGAAGAAAAUGACAAUUAUGGAAAAUUAGGAGCUGAAGUUGAUGGAACUGGGGAAACAGUGACAGGUGAAGAUCAGAGUUGGUCAGGUUUGGAAGGGGUCACAAGGGUGAACUCCCUUGUUCAACUUCCAAGAUUUUCUGAGGAAAGACCAAACCCAUAAUUUUGUUGUUUAUUACAGAGCUACAAAUGGGGCUGACAUAAUUGUAAUAUUUUGGCUUUUUGAGCCUCACUAAAUUUAAGAAAAAUCUUAGGCUGGUGGAAUUUUCUCAGAAGUUAUGGGGCAGGUAAAUUGUUGUCACCCCUUUUGUAUUGCUGUGCAUUACAGAAACCUUGCAAAACAGCUUUCAUCAAGAAAAUGAACUGAAUCAUUAUAGUUGUGUUAA